GCUGUCACACAGGAGAUAGCCCUGCAGAACCUGCUCCUGAGCCCUCGCUGCUGCUGCACUAUGGGCAGGAAGGUCACACUGGCCACCUGCUCCCUAAACCAAUGGGCUCUGGAUUUUGAUGGGAAUCUCCAGCGAAUCUUACAGAGUAUUAAAAUUGCAAAGGAGAAGGGCGCUCGGUAUCGCCUGGGUCCGGAGCUGGAAAUCUGCGGAUAUGGCUGCUCGGAUCAUUUUUUUGAAUCUGAUACCAUACUGCAUUCAUUUCAAGUUCUGGCUAAACUCCUGGAGUCUCCUAUAACUACUGACAUCAUCUGCGAUGUGGGAAUGCCGGUGAUGCACAAAAAUGUCCGAUACAACUGCAGAGUCAUAUUCCUCAACAGAAAAAUACUUCUUAUUCGACCAAAAAUGGUGCUGGCUAAUGAAGGGAAUUACCGGGAGCUGCGGUGGUUCACACCAUGGAAUAAGUCAAGAGAAAUCGAGGAUCACUUUCUUCCAAGGACUAUCCAGAAGAUCACAGGACAGGACACUGUACCGUUUGGAGAUGCAGUCCUGGCGACCAAAGACACUUGCCUGGGGUCUGAGAUCUGUGAAGAGCUGUGGGCGCCCAAUAGUCCUCACAUCGAAAUGGGCCUGGAUGGGGUGGAGAUAUUCACGAAUGGUUCUGGGAGUCACCACGAAUUGAGGAAAGCCCAUCUGAGAGUGGAUCUGGUCAAGUCCACAACUACUAAGAAUGGCGGCAUUUAUCUUCUCUCCAAUCUGAGAGGCUGCGACGCCGACCGACUGUAUUACGAUGGCUGCUCAAUGAUCUCCAUCAAUGGAGACAUCGUAGUGCAAGGGUCACAGUUUUCUCUUGAAAAUGUGGAGGUUCUUACGGCCACUUUAGACUUGGAAGAUGUCCGCAGUUACCGGGCUCACACGUCUUCACGCUGCAUUUCUGCAAGCAGGGUGCUCCCCUUUCACAGAGUCCAUGUGGACUUCUCUCUGUCCUCAUUUGAUGAUGUCUACACCCCGACGUCUGAGCCAAUCCAGUGGAAGUACCACACCCCCGCGGAAGAAAUAAGCCUUGGACCUGCAUGCUGGCUCUGGGACUAUCUACGACGCAGUAAACAGGGGGGCUUCCUCCUUCCCCUCAGCGGGGGAGUGGACAGCUCUGCAGUGGCGUGUAUUGUAUACUCCAUGUGUUGUCUGGUGUGUCAGGCCGUGAAUUCGGGCAAUGAAGAUGUUCUGAACGAUGUGCGUCAAAUCGUUGGAGAUGCGUCGUACGUGCCCAGGAUGCCGCAGGAACUGUGCCCCCAUCUUUUGACCACCUGCUACAUGGCAACAGAGAACUCUUCACAUGAAACCAGUGAGAGGGCCAGGAUGUUAUCAGAACAAAUAGGCAGCUAUCACCUGACCCCAAAUAUCGAUGCGGCUGUUAAAGCGGUCAUCGGGAUAUUUACAAUGGUGACUGGUAAAGUUCCACGGUUCCGUGUCCAUGGAGGAAGCGGCCCAGAGAAUCUCGCUCUUCAGAAUGUUCAGGCUAGGAUACGGAUGGUGGUCGCCUACUUGUUUGCCCAGCUAAGUCUUUGGACACGUGGCUUGGCCGGUGGUCUGCUGGUUCUGGGCUCAGCUAACGUCGAUGAAAGUCUUCGAGGCUAUCUCACCAAGUAUGACUGCUCAAGCGCCGAUAUCAACCCCAUUGGGGGCAUUAGUAAGACAGACCUGAGGGGUUUCAUCCAGUAUUGUAUAGACAGCUUUCAGCUCACUGCACUGACCAGCAUCUUAUCUGCCCCACCCACGGCAGAACUGGAGCCUCUUACGGAUGGACAAGUGUCCCAGACAGAUGAGGAUGAUAUGGGGAUGACAUAUCAUGAGCUGUCUGUAUACGGGAAAUUGCGGAAAGUUGUGAAAACCGGGCCCUAUAGUAUGUUCUGUAAACUGUUACUCCUGUGGAGGAAAAUUUCACCAAGACAGGUCGCUGAGAAGGUGAAGCACUUCUUUCGCAUGUACUCCAUUAACAGACACAAGAUGACCACGCUGACCCCUUCUUACCAUGCCGAGAGCUACAGUCCUGACGACAACCGCUUCGACCUGCGGCCGUUCCUGUACAAUGCAGCGUGGACGUGGCAGUUCCGUUGUAUUGAUGAACAGGUAUCCUGCCUGGAGGACAGUAAGAAGGGGGCGCUGUGUGAAGAAGUAGAUUGACACUCAUCUCCUUAAAGUGUAACUGCCAUUUAUUUUAUUUUUUACAACGUGUAAGGCCGGUGGUCAGAAAUGUUUUCUUAAAAGCUAUGUACACCUUUAGGGGCAAUUUUGUUUUUAUUCUUUUUAUUAUUGCAUUGUACUCAUUUUGAGCUAAAAAUACAUUUUUAAAUUGGUCUUUAUUAAAAAUAUGGAGCCCUUUUUUCUGUACAGAACUAAGAUGCUCUAGUAUCAGCCUCUGGAUUUUCUGUCUUCUGUCAGACCAGGCGCUGACAGACUCCUUAUCUCUGCUCUCUGACAUUAUAAACACUCAUUAUAGCUCAAGCAUUACCUUACUGAUAAGCAUGUGGCUUAAAUAAGAGUUUAUCUCCUCUUAGUCCCCUGUGGACUCGCAGCAAGGCGCCCGGUCUGAACUCCUAUUACUGCCAGGAUUGUUAUAGCAUUAUACUGAUUUAUGAUGCUAUGUAACCCUUAGGUCCCUUUCACACGGGCAAGUAUUCCGCGCGGAUGCGAUGCAUGAGGUGAACGCAUUGCGCCCGCACUGAAUCCGGA
Messenger RNA from Bufo gargarizans (Asiatic toad), 2730 nucleotides. It is a transcript of the gene NADSYN1, whose product is annotated as NAD synthetase 1. Gene Ontology annotation, biological process: NAD+ biosynthetic process. Gene Ontology annotation, cellular component: cytoplasm. NCBI's taxonomy places the organism in Eukaryota, Metazoa, Chordata, Amphibia, Anura, Bufonidae. Gene Ontology annotation, molecular function: ATP binding; glutaminase activity; NAD+ synthase (glutamine-hydrolyzing) activity. Bases 61 to 2181 code for a protein of 706 amino acids. The record is from RefSeq and is a predicted model, not a curated record. The transcript is spliced from 21 exons.